Messenger RNA from Epithele typhae, 597 nucleotides. RefSeq lists its product as uncharacterized. The transcript is spliced from 6 exons. Bases 1 to 597 code for a protein of 198 amino acids. NCBI's taxonomy places the organism in Eukaryota, Fungi, Basidiomycota, Agaricomycetes, Polyporales, Epitheliaceae. The record is from RefSeq and is a predicted model, not a curated record.
AUGGCAUGUAUCAUCCUGCUUCUCCCCGUCCUUCUCGUGUGUGCAGGGGGGCUGAGGGCGCUGUGUUGCACUUUGGAUCGAGAACGGCCACCCGGCCCCGGCCCGCCGGGUAUGCGCGGGUUAUGCGCUUGCAUCCACGGGUUGGUCACGUGUGCCGAGCCACCGUCCACGCAUGACGUAGUCACGAAGGCAUUGUGUCCCCAGCACCUGCACACACUCGUGAGCACGGAUGCUCCUCCAUCACCUGCUAGCACACGCUGGGCAGGGGUGUACAUCAUCAAGCAAUUCCCGCCAUGCAACCUGCACGAGCCGCUUGUCGAGAUCGAGCUGGAUCCCCCGAGAAUGAGCUCUCGCACACGUACGUGCGGUGCGGCCGGUGGGAGGCACACUGCUGAAGGUGGGGGAGUUGAGGGCUGGCGGAAGCUGCACGAUGACGAGUGCAACUCUUUGUUCAACAUGUUGCCUUGUAAUGGCGGAGAGGCGUAUGGGCACGCGAUGGACGACUGCGGCUACCUCUUCCUUGCACGAAUGCCGUCUCCCCCGCACGACCCGCGCCGCCAGCAGGCGUACACUCGCUGGCGCCUUAGCGGCACGUGA